AUGAUAUCGAUAGAAUACAGACUUAUAAGUAAGAAAGGUGAGGGUACUUUUUCAGAGGUAUUAAAAGCCUAAUCAAUCAAAACUGGGAAGUAUGUUGCCAUUAAAUGCAUGAAGGCUCAUUUUUACGAUAUUGAUCAGGUUAACAAAUUAAGGGAAAUUCAGGCACUUAAAAGACUCUCUCCUCAUCCAAAUAUAAUAACAUUGCAUGAAGUAUUAUACGAUGAGCCGACAGGCAGAUUAGCUCUGGUAUUCGAAUUGAUGGAUAUGAAUAUGUAUGAGGCUAUUAAAGGACGUCGAAAUUAUUUACCAGAGUAAAGAGUUAAAUUCUAUAUGUAUCAGGUGCUUAAAUCUAUUGAUCAUAUGCAUAAAAAUGGAAUUUAUCAUAGAGAUAUUAAACCUGAAAAUAUCUUGAUAAAGGAUGAUUAAGUAAAGCUAGCUGAUUUUGGAUCCUGUAGAGGUGUUUACUCUUAACCCCCAUUCACUGAAUACAUUUCUACGAGAUGGUAUAGACCACCAGAAUGCCUUUUGACAGACGGUUACUACAAUCACAAGAUGGAUUAUUGGGGUGUGGGUUGUGUAUUUUUUGAAAUGCUCGCACUAUUUCCUUUAUUCCCAGGCAACAAUGAACUGGAUUAAGUUCAUAAAAUUCAUAAUAUUCUUGGAACUCCAACUCAAGAUGUAUUAGACAAAUUUUAGAAAUAAGCAAGUCAUAUGGAAUUCAAUUUUCCAAAGAAAGAAGGUACUGGAAUAGCUAAAUUAAUCCCUCAUGUGCAUGUUGAUGUCCAAGACGUUAUAAUAAAGUUACUAGCUUAUAAUGCAGAUAAUAGAAUGACGGCAAGCCAAGCACUUAAGCAUAACUGCUUUAAGGAGUUAAGAGAGGCAGAUAAAUCAAUAGUGGAGCCAAGUCCACAAAAUCCACCCUCACAAAUGGGAAUUAUGGGUUUGACUCAGAGAGGAAAUGAAACAAUGUCACAAAAAGCUUAGAGUGUGAGUGAAGGAAAGUAUCCCUAACAAUAGUAGGAUAAGAAAAUAUCACUCGAUAAAUAUAAGACUAAUAAGUAGAGUAUUCCAGGUCAAGGAAGUGGUACUUUGGCUGACUUGAAGAUAGAGAACUCAAAGAACCAAACUUUUACCUCAGACCUAGAUGAUUAAAACUCAGUCUAAGGACUUAAUAUGAACAGUAAUGGAAUGUAAUAAUUGCCUCCAAUAUUUAUGGGUAAUAAAAAAGGCUAGAAAAAGAAGAAUACUAAUGUUUCCCCACACCCACCUUAAAUCGUUCCAACAAAUCAGAAUAACGUGGUUGCCUAACUUAAUCAAACCAAAAAGAAUUUUCCAGUGCUUAAAAAAAUAACAGAUAAUAGGAAAACUUAUGUGAGCCCGUAUUCUAUGAAAGUUAUCCAUAAAAAUUGA
This is a messenger RNA of Stylonychia lemnae, 1410 nucleotides long. The record is from the annotation of a GenBank genome assembly. Lineage: Eukaryota; Ciliophora; Spirotrichea; Sporadotrichida; Oxytrichidae.